Callithrix jacchus (white-tufted-ear marmoset) is the source of this 5400-nucleotide messenger RNA. It is a transcript of the gene MAP9, whose product is annotated as microtubule associated protein 9. Gene Ontology annotation, biological process: regulation of mitotic cytokinesis; mitotic cytokinesis; mitotic spindle assembly. Gene Ontology annotation, molecular function: microtubule binding. Gene Ontology annotation, cellular component: astral microtubule. NCBI's taxonomy places the organism in Eukaryota, Metazoa, Chordata, Mammalia, Primates, Cebidae. The record is from RefSeq and is a predicted model, not a curated record.
ACUUCCUUCGUCUGGUUGGUUGCCCCAGCGACACGUUGGGCCGAAGAGCGGUGUUGGGUACCAGAGAGACGGGAAGUCACUUCCUCCCGGAGACGCUGUUUCCUAGCAACCUCCCUCUGCUUCGGUUAUUAGUCCCUCCUUCUCGCUUGGUCCAGGAGCGGCUCUGCGGGCGCUGCCAGGCCCAGGCAGCCCAAGCCACUAUCAGAAGUUGAAUUAUUUUAACAAUUAGCUAUUUUAUAAAGGUAAAGAGACAGAAAUACACUAUGUGUGAUGAAGUUUUUAGCACCACUUUGGCAUAUACAAAGAGUCCGAAAGUUACCAAAAGAACUACUUUCCAGGAUGAGCUAAUAAGAGCAAUUACAGCUCGCUCAGCCAGACAAAGGAGUUCUGAAUACUCAGAAGACUUUGACAGUGAUGAGAUUGUUUCUAUAGGUGAUUUUUCCGACACUUCAGCAGAUGAAAAUUCAGUUAAUAAAAAAAUAAAUGACUUUCAUAUAUCAGAUGAUGAAGAAAAGAAUCCUUCAAAACUAUCUUUUUUGAAAACCAAGAAAUCAAACAGUAACAUAAUCGAAGAUGAGCCAGUAUGUGCUGUCAAAAAUGAUGAGGAAACAGCACCUGAAGGGUGUGAAGACAUUGCUGUAAAAUUCCUCUCUGAAUCUCAAAAUAAGGAUGAGGAAUUUGAAAAAGACAAAAUAAAAAUGAAACCUAAACCCAGAAUUCGCUCAAUUAAAAGCACAUCUUCAGCAGAAAACAACAGCCUUGACACAGAUGAUCACUUUAAACCAUCACCUCGGCCAAGGAGUAUGUUAAAAAAGAAUAGCCACAGAGAGGAGACAGAUGGACUAGAAGAUAAAACUGCCCUCAGUGAAGAAUUGGAGUUACAUUCCUCACCCUCUUCUCUUCCAAUGCCAAAUGGCACACAAUUAGAAGCUGAGAAAAAAGCAUUCUCUGAAAACCUUGAUGCUGAGGAUUCAUGCUUAACAAGUCUAUCAUCAUCAUCUCUUAAACAAAUUCUUGAAGAUUCUUUUUCACCAGGAUCUGAGGGAAAUGCAUCCAUAAAAGAUCCAAAUGAAGAAAUCACUGAAAACCAUAAUUCCUUGAAAUCAGAUGAAAAUGAAGAGCGUUCAUUUUCAGCAGACCAUGUCACUACUGCAUUUGAGAAGUCCAAGGAAAGUCAAGUGACUGCUGAUGACCUUGAAGAAGAAAAGGAGAAAGCUGAAUUGAUUAUGGAUGGUGACAGAACAGUUGAUCCACUACUAUCUAAAUCUCAGAGUAUCUUAAUACCUGCCAGUUCAACACUGUCUGCAAAGAAAACAAUUGAAGAUAGAAAUAUGAAGAAUAAAAAGUCAACAAAUAAUAGAGUAUCCAGUGCAUCUGCCAGAUUAAUGACCUCUGAGUUUCUGAAGAAAUCUAGUUCUAAAAGGAGAAGUCCACCAACAACUCCCUCUUCUAACUAUUUAGGGACUUUAAAAAUCUUGGACCAAAAACCUUCACAGAAACAGAGCAUAGAAUCUGAUAGAGCAGAUAGCAUAAGAGCAGCUGUUUAUCAGGAGUGGUUAGAAAAGAAAAAUGUGUAUUUACAUGAAAUGCACAGAAUAAAAAGAAUUGAAAGUGAAAACUUAAGGAUCCAAAAUGAAAAGAAAAGAGCUGCUAAAAGAGAAGAAGCAUUAGCAUCAUUUGAGGCCUGGAAGGCAAUGAAAGAAAAGGAAGCAAAGAAAUUAGCUGCCAAAAAGAGGCUUGAAGAAAAAAACAAGAAGAAAACUGAAGAAGAAAAUGCUCUGAGAAAAAAAGAAGCACUACAAGCUUUUGAAAAAUGGAAAGAGAAAAAGAUGGAAUAUCUUAAAGAGAAAAACAGAAAGGAGAGAGAAUAUGAAAGAGCAAAGAAACAGAAAGAGGAGGAGACUGUUGCCGAGAAAAAGAAAGAUAAUUUAACUGCUGUUGAAAAAUGGAAUGAGAAAAAGGAAGCUUUUUUCAAGCAAAAGGAAAAGGAAAAAAUAAAUGAGAGAGGAAAAGAAGAACUGAAAAGAGCUGAGAAAAAAGAUAAGGAGAAACAAGCUAUUAAUGAAUACGAAAAAUGGCUGGAAAAUAAGGAAAGGCAGGAAAGAAUUGAACGAAAACAAAAGAAACGUCAUUCCUUUCUUGAAAGUGAAACACUUCCUCCAUGGAGCCCUCCAAGCAGAACCGUGUUUGCAAAAGUGUUUUGAUAAUUCUAGUUCUUACAUUAUUUAGGAAUUUAUCGACUUGCCAAUAUUAGCCACAGAUUUAAAACCAUUCAAUUAUUUAUAGUUAGAGGAAUGUAUUUUAUUUAAAUGCCAGGUACUUCUACUGACAAUGAAAGAUAUUUUGGAGUGUAAUCAGUGACAGCAUUUUCUGAACUGUAGAAAAACUGCCUCGAAUGAAGACCUAAUAAUCAGAUUGCUUUUACCAUUAAGAUACAUAAAGUUUAAUCCCGUCCUGAUAAUUCUUAUAGUGGAAUGAUUCAUGAUCUUUUUCACUAAGCUCUGUAUGUUAUUUAAGUAUAUUUAAUUCCAGUAAUUAAAAGGAAACCAUCUACAUAUCAUAAUGAUAGAAAUGAUUCCGUUUGUGGAUGAUUAUGAAUCUAGAUUCAGGUUUUGAAAUGAGUGGUAGCUAGGAAGUAUGCAUAUAUUAUUCCUUCUGAAACUGAUGUUUAGCUCAAAGCAGUUGCAUUUGUACUUUACAAGUUAGAAUUUUGAUCAGCUGAGGCAGUAGUUCAGCAGAACUCUAAUCAUCAAAGCUUUUUAUUUAAGAACUUUGCCUUAUGUUUUAAUAUGAGUUACUUUAUCUGUUCCAGGCUUAUAUGACAAUCGUAGGCACUAUAAUGAGUCCACCUCUGAAAUUUUUCUUUCUGAAUUCUAUCUCACUUUAUCAUUUCAGUGAUACAAAAAGACAUUAAUGUCACAGAAGUGACAUACUUAUGUAUUAUGGAAAUUCCACAGGAGUUCAAGGUUAUUAUCACUAUAAUUAUUUUCCAGACUAAAGCCAUAAAGGUGAUUUAGGCAAUUACUGUAUUCUUAGCUAGUCCAGUUUUAUAGCUUAUAUUCAGAAGACAGCUGUAUGGGAAGGUAAAUGUGUUGACAAUGUCCACAAAAUGUUUAUGUAUUUAUUUAUUUGAUCUCUGCAUGUCCUUAUAUUAAUUGGUCUCAAACUUGACCUGGUCAUCUAAUUUAACAUAGACCAAGUAUAUGCUCUUGGAGUUGAAAUGCAGCAUUAGUCAGUAAUGCAAUGCAGAGAUGAUAGAUGAGAAUACACACUAUUUAUUGAGCAUCUAAUAUAUAAUAUAUACUGGAUCUUUACAAAUGUAUUUAACAUCUUUAUAGCAACUUUUCAGGGUAGGUGUUAUUAGCUUCACCUUACCGAUAAAAAUAGCGACACUCAGAUAAAUCAAGUAACUUGCCGUUCCGUUUGGAGUAUGCCUGAAUUGGGAUCAAACAGGAUUCAGUCUGUCUUACUCUUUCUGUAAUCCCUGUGCUCUUUUUCACACUUCUGUGUGGCCUCAGAGACUGCUAAGUUCAGUCAAGACCUCUGCAUAAUAUCAAUGUUACAAAGAUGUUUUAACUUUUAGAGCCUAAAAUCAUGUAUUGUUAUCCAGAGAUGAUCUUUCUCUACAGAAAUAGCUGUUUUGUUGUUAGAGAUAGUGGGCAUCAUUAAAUCUAUAAAAUGAAAUAAAAAAUCCGUAAGAUUUAAGGAGUUACUUAGACAUCUUAUACUUACUAUCUGAGUAUCAGAAAACUCAUCACAUUAUGUGACAAAGGCUUUGAGAUGGUCACUCCAGACGUUCCACACACUGAGCAUCAGCCUUCUUGCUGCAGUGCAUGUACAAGACAAGAAAGAUGUCAUAAACGGCUUUGUAAGAUUGUAUCAGUACCAUAGACAAUGAAGAGAAAUUUCAUACAUAAAACUAGAAGUCUUUUUAUAUGGCCAGAAGUAUAAUACUUUAUGAAAUUAAACUAGUUAUCAGCAAUCUGUAGUAUCAGCAUGGAAUUUAGGACCUCUCUUACUCACUUCUGUGUCCCCCAUAGUACCAAACACAGUGCCUGCCAAAGUAGAUUAAGUGUUUAUUGUAUUAGCCAUUUAGAGCUAAAAAGAUAUUUGCAAAUUUCAAAAAACAAAGAUACCAACUUUCCUAGUUUCUGUUUAAACUGGCUAAUAGAAUAAUAAAUUGCUGUGUAAAUGUUAAACUGUAGCUUCUCUGAGCUAUUUUUACUUUAAAAUUGCAUAUGAUUCUGCCAUUUUGAAUAUGUAUAUUACAUGUAAUUGUAACUUGGAUAGGCAAAAUUCUUGGUAUUGAAUUUAGGAUGUUUUAAGAAUUAUUAAAAAGAUAUAUUUAGUGUCUGCUUUUUGAUAGCAUGUUUUCAUGUAAUGCUUAAUGUAUCAAAGUCAACCAUUCAAGAUUUAUUUUAUUGGGUGAUACUAUUUAUUGACUGUGUUCUGAAAUGGCCAUAGUGUUAGGAAAUGUGAUGUGAGUUUUAUUUGUGGACUAAGGAUGAAAUAAUCAUAUUAUGCUAAUACACCUUUUAUUAUAAAUGACUAAAAAUUUGGAUAUAUAACUGAUGUUUUACUAUACAAAUUACAGAGAUAGAUAAUAUAAUUAUAUCAUUAUUAAAUAAUUAGGAAAUGAAAAUAAGCAAAAGUCACCCAUGUUCCCAGUUCUCAUCUCCCAAAGAUAAUUAUCACUAGCAUAUUAUUUUGUACUCUUCCCAUUAAUUAGUUUCUAGUGUACUUUCCCCUGUAGCUGAAAUUAAGCUGAGAAAAAAGGAAUAGUUCCUCCAUCCUUUUUCUCUCUUCCACUCUGUCUCCCUCCUGUACUGUGUAUAUAUACAAAUAUGUAUGCAUAUAUAUAUAAUGUACAUAAUAUAUAUAAAGUACAAACACUAUUGUGCAUAUUUUCAAAAAUACACAUUUUUUAUUUGAAAUAAAAAUGAGAUCAGACUACAUUUUUGGUGGCCAGAUUUUUUUUCACUCAGUGAUAUAUCAUGAACAUAUUUCCACACUAAUAUAAUUUUCUAAUAAUUUCAGAUGCUAUAACUACAGUUUAAUUCUUAUUGGAAAAUUUGUUGCUUUAUAAAUGGUAAAUCAUUUGGUAAACAAUAUGAUCAUUAUUCUUGUAGCCAAUAUCAUUAUUAAAAUGAUGGACCUUAUUAAAGCUAUAGAAGAAUUUAUAAAUGUAAAGAGUUAUUCAGAAAUCUUGUAUCUAAUAUUACAGUGUCAGAAAACUCAGCAGGUUAUAUAACAUGUAGACUUUGAGAUAGUUGCUCAGAAGUUUUCACAUACAGGAUUAACCUUGCUGCAGUGCUUGUGCAAGAUUAAAAAGAUGUCAUGGGUCCCUUUGUAAGCUCAUAAUAUUGCUGUAGAUAAAUAAAGGAAAUUUUAUAAAUAAAA